UUUCAGAUGGUACUUUGAACAGAAACACAACGGUUGAUGCCGCCAUUUCCGAUGUUGCGGAGGCGCUUCCUCUGCACUCAGACAUCUAACUUAUCCUUGUUCAACCAAAAACCCGUCGGUCGACAAUGGCCUAUAAAACAGGUUACAAAGUCCAAUUUCUCAGAUUCACUCCAUGAAUUGAAAAACAAAAUAUCCGAUUCCGAUUUCGUGGCGGUUUCUUUGCAGAACACCGGUUCUUACUCCUCCCCGUGGCAUCGACUUCUGCCCUUUGACACUGCUGAAAUCGCAUACCUGAAGGCCAAGUAUGCCGCCGAGAGGUUUCAGAUUCUUCAGUUCUCUGUUUGCCCUUUCUCCGUUAGGGCUUCUAAUAAGCUUACAGCUUACCCGUUCAACUUCCAUUUGUUCCCUAGGGAUGAGCAUAAAAUAGGGAUGCCGUGUUACAGUUUUUCAUGUCAACCAUCCUAUUUAACUUCUAUGGCUCAAGAAGAUUUUGACUUCAAUGUCUGUAUAUAUGAUGGUAUAUCAUACUUGUCCAGAGCACAAGAAUCAGCAGCAAAAGGUCAAAUGGAAAAUCCAGUUUCAAGUGGUUACGUGGCACAAUCUCCAUCCUCUCGUUCAGUUGCAGAUAAUGUAUUUGUUGAAAGGAUUAAAUCCAGAGUUGGGCACUGGAUAAGUGCUUGUAAACAUUCAGACACGAGAACUAAUGAUGUUCUAGUUAAUUCCCUUAGGAAACUUAUAUUAGGAGGUGAAGAUUAUGGAUUGAGACCAUCUCUGAACAUAGAUGUUUGCAGUGAACGUCAAGUGCAGCUUGUAUUUGAGAUGGUGAAGUCCGGAUAUGAAAAUGUUGUGCCUUUGAUAAUCCCAGCAAAAGGAGGCGGAGCCCAAGCUGUCCGAGUUGUUUUAACAAGUUCAAAAGAAGAUAGAGAUCUGUUAGAGAAAGAGCUUCAAAAUAUGGAAGAGGAACAAAGCAAGCGUGUUCGUGGCUUUCGGGAGGUUAUUGAUUUGAUUUCCACUUCCCGGAAACCUGUUGUUGCUCACAAGUCCCUUAACGACUUUACAUUUAUUCAUUCCAAGUUCCUGGCUCCACUGCCAUCCACAAUGGACGAAUUCAGAAGCUCGUUGCAUUCAGUCUUCCCCAACAUACUUGACGUCAAUCAUCUAAUGAAGGAAAUCGGUCCUCUAAAUAAAUACACCAACGUACCUGCAGCUAUUUCCUACUUGAAAAGAAACUUCUUUGCACCUAUAGAAAUAGAGAUACCUCAAAAAGCUAGUGUGGAGGAAAGCAAGAAUCAUGGCCAUAACGUUGUGAGAAUAAGCGAGUUGUUUGCGAAACUCUGCUUUAUCCUAAAAAUCGCUCCAGAAACCGAAACCCACAACCCUGAUGGGCCUUCAACACUUAAAUGCUACUCCAAUGUGUUAAAUCUUGGUUCCAACAGCUUCCAAGACUCUAACGAGGAUGAUGACAUCAGUGCAUGGACUCAUAAUCCAACGAAAAUCAGCAUCAACAAUCUGCUUUUCUUGUGGGGUUUCAGAAGUGGCACAUCUGCCAGAAGAUUGAAGAACUUGCUCUGCAAGUCCCACGAGAAGUUGUCGGAAGAUGUUUUUGAUGUUCGACUAGUGGACAAGAAUUGUGCUGUUGUUGUGUUCUGGAAAACAGGACUGUCGGAAUGGUUUCUGACCACCAUUGAUUCUGGAGAUGGCGAACUCAGGGAACUGGCAGCAGAAGGGUUGAUGGCGGUAGGCUACGAAGCAUAUAAGAGGGUCUGUAAAUCUGAGAUUUUAGGAGCAGAUUUGGCAGAUUCAUUAGCGGAGUUUGAUAGGGAGGCCUCGGAGGCUCAUACAGAGGAGUCUGCCGAAGUAUACUGGAACAAUGAGCUGAUGAUCAAUUUGGAUGAUCUUUGAGGUUCAUAGGGUGCAUCUUUCGACUUUUGAAGUUGAACAAACUAACUUAUUCGAAGUAGAUAUAAGAUUUUGAUUUUUAUAUUUUAUGGUUAAUGCUGCUAACUUUCUGUUAUAGUAAUUAUUGUGUAUUUGCGAUUUGGUGUUUGUUAAAUUUCAAAUCAUAUCGGUACAGUUUAAAGA
This is a messenger RNA of Cynara cardunculus var. scolymus (artichoke), 2082 nucleotides long. RefSeq names its product poly(A)-specific ribonuclease PARN-like. Gene Ontology annotation, molecular function: RNA binding; 3'-5'-RNA exonuclease activity. The record is from RefSeq and is a predicted model, not a curated record. The coding region runs from base 37 to 1902 and encodes 621 amino acids. Gene Ontology annotation, cellular component: cytoplasm. Lineage: Eukaryota; Viridiplantae; Streptophyta; Magnoliopsida; Asterales; Asteraceae. The transcript has 8 exons.